Messenger RNA from Microthlaspi erraticum, 1287 nucleotides. NCBI's taxonomy places the organism in Eukaryota, Viridiplantae, Streptophyta, Magnoliopsida, Brassicales, Brassicaceae. The record is from the annotation of a GenBank genome assembly.
AUGGAGAUUGAAUUCAAAGCAAUGCUCGACGAUCUUGACGUUCUCGAGAAAUCUCUCUCCAAUCCUGCUCCGAUCCACAAGCUACGAUCACAUGUUGAAAAUCUAGCGGCUCUGUCUAAAUGUAAUCCUCACCGGCGUUCCAAAGUCAAGGAAUUAAGUUCGGAAGUGGUAGAUAGUAAUCCGUACAGUAGGCUUAUGGCACUUCAGCGGAUGGGUAUUGUCGAAAACUAUGAGAGAAUUAGAGAGUUUUCCGUCGCCAUCGUUGGAAUUGGUGGAGUUGGAAGUGUCGCUGCUGAAAUGUUGACCAGGUGUGGUAUUGGUCGUCUUUUGUUGUAUGACUAUGACACUGUGGAACUAGCAAACAUGAACAGGCUGUUUUUCCGACCUGAUCAGGUUGGUAUGACAAAGACUGAUGCUGCUGUCCAGACCCUUGCUGAAAUAAACCCUGACGUAGUCCUUGAGAGUUUCACAAUGAACAUAACAACAGUGCAAGGCUUUGAGACCUUCACGUCGAGCUUGAAGAAUAAGUCGUUUUGUCCUAGCAAGGAGGGCAGUGGUGUGGAUCUUGUUUUGAGCUGUGUCGAUAAUUAUGAAGCAAGGAUGGCUGUCAACCAGGCAUGCAAUGAGUUGUGUCAGACAUGGAUGGAGUCAGGUGUUUCCGAGGAUGCUGUUUCAGGUCACAUACAGCUCUUGGUUCCUGGAGAAACCGCUUGCUUUGCUUGUGCACCUCCUCUGGUCGUGGCAUCUGGAAUUGAUGAACGGACACUUAAACGUGAAGGGGUCUGUGCUGCAUCUCUGCCUACUACUAUGGGUGUUGUUGCAGGGCUUUUGGUUCAAAACUCUCUCAAAUUCUUACUUAAUUUUGGUGAAGUUUCUCCAUACUUGGGUUACAAUUCACUGAAGGACUUUUUCCCAACCAUGAAAAUGAGACCAAAUCCACAAUGCUCGAAUGUAGCUUGUCUAGAACGGCAGAAAGAAUACAUGCUUGGGGAACCAGCAAGGGAUGCUGCUGCUAAAGCUAAGAUGGAAGCCGAUGCAUUAACCGCUGUCGAUGAUACUCCACUCCAUGAUGAUAAUGAGUGGAACAUAAGUGUGGUCGACGAUGAGAAUGAGAAGGAUACUACAAAAGCUUCCUCAAGUUCAGAUACACUGCCUGAAGGGCUUACUCGGGAGCUUCCAGUUGCAGAUGACUAUGAGAAAGAAAUAGCUAUAGGGUCUGGAGAGGCAGAGGAGGAGGACGACCUUGAAGAUCUGAAGAAACAGCUUGAAGCUCUUAAUGCUGCUUGA